AUGGCUAUAGCUUACGGUGAGGUUAUUCUUACCCUUCGACCAUUUAUUCGUCCAAAAGAGUGCCGUGGAGUUACAUCCAUGCUUAAUGGUUUGUUACUACAAGCAGCUCUUGUUGUUGGUGCUAUCCUGGCAAUGCCUCAACUGUUCGGAAAUGGUGAUGAUUGGUGGAAACUGUAUGCAACGGAAUUGGCCAUCACUACGAUUGUCAUGAUUCUCGUAAUAUUCAUCCACGAUACCCCAGGUUACCUUCAUGGCAGUAAUGACGAUCGUAGUGAACGUGCUGUGCGAUUCUAUCACAACAUUAGUGGUGAUGCAUUGCAAUCUACGUUGAAACAGUUGGAUCAGGACACCAUUGAUUUCCAACGAGUCGGGCUUUUCUCUAUAUGGAAAAACCCGAUGGCUCGACUUGGAACUCUUGUCGGUGGAGUAGUUGCAGUUUCAAUGGUCAUGAGUGGAAUAGCAGCCAUAAAUGCUUUUUCGUUUGAAAUACUUCUCUCAACUGGAUUGACCGUUGAACAGGCAUCGUUUGGCAAUAUAGCCGUCUGUUUGAUGAGCGUGUUCGGAAUAUUGUUCUCAGCUCUGAUCGUUGAUCGCUUGGGUCGUCGUGUACUACUUCUUACGACAUAUGGCCUGCUAGCUGUUAAUAAUCUCGUCAUUGCAGGGCUGAUGUACGGUUUCCAGCGGGCUCAGAGCAACUCAUUCGGAUAUCCACUUUUGGCAGCGGUCUGCCUGUUCAAUCUACUAUUUGCCGCAGGACCUGGUCCAGUGGCCUUGUUCAUCACCGCUGAACUUGUCGAUCAGAACUCUCGAGGAGCGGCCUGCACUUGGGUCAAUGUGUUUAUGUGUGCAGUGAGAUCUGUCCUCAUUGCAUGCUAUUUACCUCUGAAGAAUUUCAUUGGCCAGCCCUUGGCGUACUUCUCGUUGUUUUUCUGGCCGAUGGUAAGUGCUGUACUUGGUUUUACCAUGAAAAAUUCCAUAUUCCAUUCUGCAUAA
Messenger RNA from Haemonchus placei, 993 nucleotides. The record is from the annotation of a GenBank genome assembly. Lineage: Eukaryota; Metazoa; Nematoda; Chromadorea; Rhabditida; Trichostrongylidae.